CUUUUCCUUUCACAACACAGGGUUAGAGAAGGGAGUUAGAUCAGAAAAACCAUGGAUAACACUUUCCGGCCUAGUUCUAGUGGCUGGCUGCCAUUCUACGACCGGGCCGCCAUUGAUGGGCAGCCAGUGCUUUCUCAUGGAGUACAGAUCUCGGAUGCUACUGUGGUCACGACCAGCGUCGAAACUGACACCAAUAUCUCGAGUCCAAGCGGCAAUCCAUCGAAACCUAUCCGCAGGAGGUCUAGGGCUUCCAAAAGAACACCAACCACCCUCCUCAAUGCCAAUACAAGCAAUUUUCGAGCCCUGGUGCAGCAAUUCACCGGUUGUCCUAGCACAGCCAUCUCAUUUGGGAACCAAAGAGGACCGGUCAACUUAAACUUUGGGAAAGCGAAUCAAGAAAACCAACGAAUGGUUACUUCAGUAAUGGCACCCUUUGGGACCAAUUAUCAUUAUCAUCAACAGUCGCAGUCUCAGCAGCCAGUACUUGCAGAUGAUCAUCAGUAUCAACGCCACAAUCAACAGCAACAACUGCUGCUACAGGAGCAGCAGAGUAUGUAUUCAUUUGGCAACAAUAUUUCUAGCGAUGUUUUUGUUUCGUCCGCCUCUAGCAACGCCCCUAGGCCCAACGUGGAGACUGCUGACGGGUUUGCCGCAAUGGACGAUAAUGUUUUUUUUCAUGAACUAACAAUGGAUUCUUUCUCCAGUGAUGUUAAGAAUGAGGGUUUCUUUUAGGAAAUAGUAGAUUAUAUAAUUAGUUUGUAGUUUGUUGACUUUCAGAUCAAUAGUCUUCAUCGUCGAUCGAUCAUCAAUCAGCUGUGUAAAUUGUUGUUCUGCGUAAUCCCAUAGGAUUAUAUAUAUAUAUAUAUAUAUAUAUGCUAUAUAUUAUGAAUAUAAUAUAUGCUCUCUAUUUACAUACCUUAAGCAUGGUACUA
Juglans microcarpa x Juglans regia is the source of this 932-nucleotide messenger RNA. Its product is annotated as VQ motif-containing protein 22-like. The transcript has a single exon. Lineage: Eukaryota; Viridiplantae; Streptophyta; Magnoliopsida; Fagales; Juglandaceae. The coding region runs from base 52 to 732 and encodes 226 amino acids. The record is from RefSeq and is a predicted model, not a curated record.